Messenger RNA from Archocentrus centrarchus (flier cichlid), 1502 nucleotides. RefSeq names its product general transcription factor IIH, polypeptide 3 (gene gtf2h3). Gene Ontology annotation, cellular component: transcription factor TFIIH core complex; transcription factor TFIIH holo complex. Bases 326 to 1228 code for a protein of 300 amino acids. NCBI's taxonomy places the organism in Eukaryota, Metazoa, Chordata, Actinopteri, Cichliformes, Cichlidae. Gene Ontology annotation, biological process: nucleotide-excision repair; regulation of DNA-templated transcription. The transcript has 13 exons. The record is from RefSeq and is a predicted model, not a curated record.
UAAAAUAUUUGUAGUCUGUGCCGUGCAGUAACUAUGAAUUUACGCCACAAGCAAAUAGGUGCUAGGUGGCAGCAUUGCACUGGAUGUGUGUAGUCUGCAAUGAAAAGCCACAGAAGAAGAAUGUCGCUUGGAGACUCCUGUGGUGGGAAUCAUGAGGAAGUGCAUGUAUUGUCCUAAAUUUAAUGGAUUUUCUUAAAAUAUCUGGACUUUAAUACACUCCCAGCCCUCUGCAUAUUGUUUGAAGUUUCAGAUAAGAUAUGAAGGCUGAGAGAAGAUAGCGCUCCAAGCCUGAAAUCCAUCACUUUUGCAAACAUAAUCCGACGUGAUGGCAUCAGAGGAUGAAGUCAGCCUGCUGGUGAUCGUCGUGGAUGUAAACCCGAUAUGGUGGGGACAGCAGGCUCAGAGGGAGCCGGAGUUUACCCUGUCCAAGUGCAUGGAUGCGGUCAUGGUGAUGGGAAACGCUCACAUGGCCAUGGCCAGGACAAACAAGCUGGCUGUCAUCGCCAGCCACUGCAGAGACAGUCACUUCCUGUAUCCCAAUAAGAGCUGGAGUGGAGGCGACAGUGGUGGAAAUGAUGCAUCCUCAAGCGGAGAUGGAAAAUAUGAACUCCUGUCUGUUGCCAAUAACCUUAUUGCUGAAGAGAUAAGGAACAUAAUGUCAAAAAUUGAAGUGACGGGAAAUUCAACAGAUACUUUGUUGGCUGGGUCCCUCGCCAAAGCUCUCUGCUAUAUUCACAGGCUUACAAAAGAGCUGGAAGUUGGACAAGAGAUUAAAUCAAGAAUAUUGGUGAUAAAAGCAGCUGAGGACUGUGCCCUCCAGUACAUGAACUUCAUGAAUGUGAUUUUUGCUGCACAAAAGCAGAACAUCCUGAUAGAUGCCUGUGUGUUGGACUCAGACUCCGGCCUCCUUCAGCAGGCUUGUGAUAUAACUGGAGGAUUGUACCUGAAGAUACCACAGAAAGUCGCCCUGGCACAGUAUCUUUUGUGGGUGUUCCUGCCUGACUCCGAGCAGCGGUCACAGCUGGUGCUGCCGCCGCCUGCACACGUGGACUACCGAGCUGCGUGUUUCUGCCAUCGUAACCUCAUCGAAAUUGGUUACGUGUGCUCAGUUUGUCUGUCCAUAUUCUGCAACUUCAGCCCCAUUUGUACAACAUGCGAGACUGCCUUCAAAAUCCAGCUGCCACAGAUAGUCAAGCCCAAAAAGAAGAAACUCAAGCAACCAAUGUGAAUUUUUUUCUGCACCAAUGUUGUGAAUUUAAAUGAUUGUAAAUUCACUAAGAUACUUACGUUUGUAGACACACGUUCAGAAGUAUGAACACAUUUGUUCCUAAGUCUUACUGAUGGAAACAUUUUCAGGUAAAGCUCACUCGCCCCACAUUUAAACACAGCCUCUGUUUUUCGAGGAAAAUCAUGUGGGUGAUUUAAUUACUUUUACAUUAAAAAGACACUGUCAAAGGUUUUUUUUUGCUUUGAUUUUGCUAAAUUCAUAAUUCAACACAAAA